AACAUUUUGCGAGAGAGAGAGAGAAAGAGAUUUGUAAUUUGAGUCCUAUGAGAGAGAAAGAACAAAAGUCACUAUGGAGCCCAAGAGAGAGAAAAUGCAUAUUCCUCUUGCUACAACAACAACAACAGCAGAGGUGGAACACCUCCAGAUUUUCUCCUCUCCUCCAAAUCCAUGCCUUCAUUCUCCGCAACGCCCUCGAAUCCAACCUCCACCUCCUCACCAACUUCAUCGCCACCUGUUCUUCCUCCUCCGCCGGAAUUCACCACGCUCGCCGCUUAUUCGAUCAAAUACCCCAAAAACACGACCCAUUUCUCUGCAACACCAUGCUAAGAGCUCAUCUGGGUAUGCGUCAAUUCAUUGAAACCAUUACUCUGUAUCGACAUCUUAAGAGGAACACUGGUUUUGUGCCCGAUAACUACACUUUUUCAUGGUUGGCCAAGUCUUGUGCUUCGACUUUGGCCUCUUGGGAGGGUCUACAGAUUCAUAAUCAUGUUAUUAAAACUGGGUUUUGCUCAAAUUUAUUUGCGUCGACAUCCUUGGUUGAUAUGUAUGCGAAGUUUGGAUUCAUGGGUUGUGCAAGAAAGGUGUUUGAUGAAAUGUCUGAAAGAAGUCAAGUGUCUUGGACAGCUCUGAUUUAUGGGUAUGCCCGGAAGGGAGAUAUGGACAAUGCUAGGGAAUUUUUUAAUGAAUCGCCCGAUAAGGAUUCGGCAACGUAUAAUGUGAUGAUUGAUGCUUGUGUCAAGUCAGGAGAUAUGGACUCUGCUCGUUGUUUGUUUGAUGAGAAUCCAGAAAGGAAUGUGGUGUCUUGGACUAGUAUGGUUGAUGGGUAUUGCAAUAUUGGUGAUGUUGGUUCUGCUAGAUUGUUAUUUGACGCAAUGCCUGAGAAGAAUUUGUUUUCUUGGAAUGCCAUGAUACGUGGAUAUUGCCAAAAUAAACAGCCCAAUGAAGCAGUGAGACUGUUUCAUGAAAUGCAAUCUACAACAACGUUUGAACCAGAUAAAGUUACCAUAGUUAGUGUUCUUCCAGCUAUUGCCAAUUUGGGUGCUUUGGAAGUGGGUAAUUGGGUUCACCAGUUUGUCAGGAGGAAGAAGCUCGAUAGAGCAACAAACGUUUGCACUGCACUAGUAGAUAUGUAUGCCAAAUGCGGUGAAAUUACAAAAGCGAGAGAAGUUUUUGACGCGAUGCGUGAAAAAGAAACGGCUACUUGGAAUGCUUUGAUAAAUGGGUUGGCAAUCAAUGGGUGUGCCGGAGAAGCAUUGGAGGUAUUUUUGGAUAUGAAACACUUUGGAUUUAAGCCAAAUGAGAUAUCCAUGCUUGGUGUUUUGUCUGCUUGUAACCAUAGCGGUUUAGUUGAGGAAGGCAGGAGGUGGUUUAAAGCUAUGAAAGAAUUUGGGCUCGAGCCAAGAAUUGAGCACUAUGGUUGUAUGGUAGAUCUUUUGGGUCGAGCAGGGUGUUUAGAGGAAGCCGAGAAGUUGAUUGAAAGUAUGCCUUAUGAAGCUAAUGGGAUUAUACUUAGCUCUUUACUAUUUGCUUGUGGGUAUGCCAAGGAUGUUACGAGGGCAGAGAGAAUAAGACAGAAGGUUAUUAAAAUGGAGCCAUGGAAUGAUGGGAACUAUGUAAUGUUGAGGAAUUUGUAUGCCGAGGAGAGAAGAUGGAGAGAUGUGGAGGAAAUUAAAGGAGAGAUGAGUAGAGGAGGUGCUAAGAAAGCAGCUGGUUGUAGCGUCAUUGAGGUUGAUAGUAGGGUGUGGGAGUUCAUAGCUGGGGGUAAAUUGCAUCCGAAGUGGGGCGCAAUAAAUUCAGUCCUGGGGAAUUUGUUGAUGCAUAUGAAAGGAGAAUGACUUACUGAAGAACUAAAGAGGGAAAUUGUUGUUGAAGCUUGCGCAAAGCACAAGCUAAAAUGAGUGCUGAUUUGUGUUUCUGUAUUGUAUAUACAUUAACUUAAAAAGAUGAAAGGAAUUUGGUGGUGAAUCAAAUGAUCAAAUCAGGUAAA
Molecule: messenger RNA, 1990 nt
Organism: Camellia sinensis
Lineage: Eukaryota; Viridiplantae; Streptophyta; Magnoliopsida; Ericales; Theaceae
Gene: AHG11
Product: Pentatricopeptide repeat (PPR-like) superfamily protein
Biological process (GO): RNA modification
Molecular function (GO): protein binding; RNA binding
Source: RefSeq, a predicted model, not a curated record